AUGGAGAACCUUAUGCGAUCGUUCCCUGAGCGGAGCUUCGAUGUCACGAACUGGAUUGAAGUGAUGUCUGGCAUGCUGUGCUGUUUGAUCACGAGGAAGACUUUGGAGAUGCAGCGGGAGGAAGUCGUACUGAAGACCAGCAACUGCUGCUGCAACUUCUCCCAGCGCCGUCCCUACGCGCAGCUCACGUUGCUGGAGCAGAGGAGUUUGUGCUUCGGGAUUUGUCAGGCCAUCAACUCGGAGCCUCAGAUACGGCAAUAG
This is a messenger RNA of Effrenium voratum, 261 nucleotides long. The record is from the annotation of a GenBank genome assembly. Lineage: Eukaryota; Dinophyceae; Suessiales; Symbiodiniaceae.